CUGAGUAUUUGGACUCUGCCUCUGACCGAGGAGUCACAGAUGCCAGGAAGUAUGGCUCCCCUCAAGAAGUCUCGAAAAACCACAAGGUUACCCUUGGCCUUAAACCCCCUGAAGAGCAAGAACGUGUUGGCAGUGCUGGCUGAGAGGAACCAGACUAUAGUACCAGUCGGGGCAUGGGUGGAACCUGCCUCAGCAAAUAGUUCGGAAAUCCCAGCAUAUACUUCAGCAUGUAUUAUUGAAGAAGAACUAAAGGAACAGCUAAGAAAAAAACAAGAAGCUUUGAAACGUUUUCAGAGACAAGUCAAAAGCCGAGUAAAUCAACAAAUUAGGCUGAGGAAAAAGCAACAGCUUCAGAAGUUUUAUGAAGCAGCAGAAAAAGAAGGCUCUAUAGCCAUGCAAUCUUCAGAUCCAGCAUACUUGACUCCUAAAAGGACAAGUGUUUUUCCACACAAUUUGAAUGCUGCUAUUGGAAGUUCUAGGAUACCCGCCUCCCAAAUGCUUGAGGAUGAAAUAGAAGAUGGAGAGAAUCAGAAUGAAUUAUUCCAACAACAAGCCCAGGCUCUUAGUCAAACUAUGAAACAGGCACGUCACCGGCUGGCAUCCUUUAAAACUGUGACUAAAAAAAAGACAUCAGUGUUUCCAGAUGAUAAAGCACUUUCUAGGAAACCAGCAUCCAUCAGGAUAAAUAUAGAAAAAAGAGGAGAGUUUCCCUUUAACAUCCAGCAAGGUCUUUCAACUGCUGUACAUUACCAGAAUUUUAUCAAAAAUCAGAUAGGGAAAUUCCUGCAGUGUAAACAUUUUAUAAUGUUUGACUCUGCUGACCUACUAAAAGAACCUGCCUGUGAGGAAUCUUCAUCUAUUAUAACAGAUGAGAAAGGGAGAGAAGAUUUGUUUGGGAGCAACCAGCAGGGUAUUCUUUCUGAAGACAAGGACAAGCCUUUCAGCAGAGUUCAGAAAGUAAAAUUCAAAAAUCCAUUAUUUGUUAUGAUAGAAGAGGAAGAACAAAAGCAGUUACCUCUUCAGGACCUUCAGGAUAUUCUGCCAGAAGCCCAGGAUUAUUUUCCAGAAGCUCAAGGUGAUUUGCCGGAAACUGAGGGUGAUUUGACAGGAGUUCAGAGUGUUGAGCUGGAAUUUCAGAGUUUUGAGCCAGAUACCCAGGCUGUUGAGCCAGAAUGUGAGUUUGGUAAGCCAGAAGGGAGCAGCCAUCUGUUGGGACAGCUGAAAGAUGGCCAGAGGAUUUGCUUCUGGAUGGCCAUCAGCAUCUUCCACCCAGGCACCAGAGAGAUGCUUCCAGCAUACCACAGGUUCCGAGGCCAGUCUUCCACCAGAGAUCAGUUAGACCAAAAAGAAGAAGAAAGGCAGGAAAAAGCAAAUUUGAAGCAGCCAACAUCAAUUUUGAUAGGAAGAGAGGCACUUCCUCUGGAUGUCCGUCGGGAUCUUCUAUGCAGGCAUCGUCAGGUCUCCAUCGGGGGCAAGAAAGUACACUUUAAGGAGCCAUAUUCUGAUAUGACAGAGGAGAAAGGGAGAGAUGACUUUUCUCUGGUGGGUUAUCAGUAUGUGCCUCCUAAACCCCAGGACCAGGACCUCAUCAGAGAUCAGCAGCCCUCAUCUUUUAUGAGAGAUGAGAGAGUGUGAGAGGAAUUGCCUCUGGAAUAUCAUCAGUAUGUUAUACCUAUUAAUAAAAUCCAGGACCAAGCCUCCCUUAGAGAACAGGACAAAUAUAUCAAACAACUCUCAUCUUUUGAGAAAUGGGAGCUUGCAACAGGAGUUGCUUCUCAAGCGCCAUCGGUUUAUGAUGAAUAUCAAUCAGGUUUAAGCACUGAAUUCCAAGCUCCGCUAGCAUUUCAGUCUGGAGUAGAUCUAGAAGAAGAUAAGAAAGAGCGUCAAAAGCAAUACCUGAGACAUAGACGACUUUUUAUGGAUAUUGAGAGAGAACAAGUAAAAGAACAACAAAGGCAAAAAGAACAAAAGAAGAAAAUUGAAAAAAUUAAGAAAAAGAGAGAGAAACAACGUUAUGCUGAAGAGCAGAGGAUCUUAAGAAUGAAUGUUCAUGAGGAACCAUAUCCAGAGGAGAGGAUGAGUGAGAUAUUAGCCCAGUUACAACUUGAAGAAAUAAAAGGAGCCAGAGAAAAACAGCAACAGAGAGAAAAGGAAUACCUAAGAUAUGUAGAAGCUUUACGAGCCCAGAUCCAGGAGAAAAUGCAGCUGUAUAAUAUUACUUUACCUCCACUGUGCUGUUGUGGUCCUGAUUUUUGGGAUGCUCAUCCUGAUACCUGUGCCAACAAUUGUAUUUUCUAUAAAAACCACAGAGCAUAUACUCGGGCACUACAUUCAGUCAUCAAUUCCUGUGAUACCACCGAGGAAAACUCAACUCUUCGAAUGGCCAUUCAUAGUUUUGCUUCUGCACACAGACGGACUUUGAAAAAUCUGUAA
Propithecus coquereli (Coquerel's sifaka) is the source of this 2433-nucleotide messenger RNA. It is a transcript of the gene CCDC15, whose product is annotated as coiled-coil domain containing 15. Gene Ontology annotation, cellular component: centrosome. The transcript is spliced from 20 exons. The record is from RefSeq and is a predicted model, not a curated record. NCBI's taxonomy places the organism in Eukaryota, Metazoa, Chordata, Mammalia, Primates, Indriidae.